UACAGGCCAGUGGGUGUUAAUUAUUAGCGUAUUUACUAUUUAUAUUAGGUAUUAAAUUUAUUAGUUCCAAAAUUGUAAAUAUAUGUUAUGCUUAAGAUUGAUAAAGUUUAAUUGCUUAAACUUAAUAUGGAGGGGAUUCCCACGGGUGAUAUACAUGCUAAGUAUCAGAAAUUAGCAGCUGAAUAUUCAAAGUUAAGAGUUCAUGUUAAAGUAUUGAAAAAAGGCGUAUUAGACGAACAAGCAAAAUCAAAUGAAUUAAGGGAAUCGUUAAAAGACAAAGAGAAGGCACUGAGAAAUGGAGAAUUAGAAAUAGACUCUCUUACAUUUCGGAAUCAACAACUAACUAGAAGAGUAUCUGUUCUACAAGAUGAACUUGAAAUGGCCAAGUUGGCAAAGAAGUCCAAAAGUAAAGAUGAUAAGACUUCAACAAGUAGCAAUCACACUACACUAGAUACUUCCUUACUACAGGAUGAACUUCAGAAGAAGAUUAUUGAAAAUGCUAAUUAUGCAUCGCAGCUUUCUGACAAAACUUUUGAAAUAUCGCAACUAAAAGCAUCCAUAGAAGACUGCAAUCGUCAUAUGACAGAGAUUGAAAGUAGAUUCAAAUGUGAAAUUGCAAAACUUAAGAAUAAGAACCAAGAGUUGCAGUUUGCUUUGGAGGAAGCCCAAAAAGAAAGGCUCAGUGGAACUCCGAAGGCUCAAGUCGGCAGCAACAUCAGCUACAAUGGUGAUUUUCUGUCUGAAGGGGGCAGCUUGGUUGGAAGUGAAGAUGCACUGAGUUCUGUUGAUGAUUUGCACAUAGGCGAGCAGCUUAGUAAUAAACUACACAGCUUAGAAUUGGAGCAUCAAAAGUUGAGGAUGGAAUAUGAAAUGCUGCAGAUGGAAAAGGAAAGUCUGAAAUUAGAAAUAAGCAAGCACGUGUCGGCGUCGCAGCGGAGGAAAGGCGAGAGUCACGACUCGGGAGAUUUCAAUGUUUUUAGUGAAACUUCUAUUGAUGGAGAGGGUAAAGUGACUGGCUUGUUAGGAAGCUUAGAGGUACCCUUCAUCCUAAGUGAAGAGAUCAAGCAACGUGAGGAAAACAUGCAGACUUACUUCAGGAAGAAAUUGUCUGAGAUCCGGGCGGAGAGGCAGGAGAUUGUGAGCAAGACUGAGCAUUAUAUGAAAGAGUGUGAACUUCUAAGUUUGAGGUUCGAGGAGCUGGAACGUGAGAAAGAGAGAGACAACCACACCAUAGAACAGAAACACAGUACUAUAGAACGGCUGGAGGAGGAGUUGGUGUCGACUUCGCGGAACUACGAGCAGCAGCUGAGCAUAGUGAGCGAACACGUGGCCGCUCUCACCGAGAAGCUGGCCGCUCAGCACGAACAGAUCUCGCAGAUCAAGCGAGGAUCGUCCAAGAGGAAAUAGACCGGAGCUUCCACGAUCCAGGAGAGCCACGUACCUACCAGGGUAUUAUAAUAUACUAAGCCUGGUAUUCUCUUCCCACGAUGGUCUAACACUACGUCAUGAUAAGUGAUACCAUUGAGUGUCCUUUCUUCCUUCGUUUACCAGUGGAGGGCUCCUUUGCACAGGAUGCCGGCAAGAUUAUGUGUACCACAACGGCGCCUAUUUCUGCGGUGAAGCAGUAAUGUGUAAGGAUUACUGUUUCGGUCUGAAAGGUGCCGUAGCUAGCGAAAUUACUAGGCCAAAGAGAAUUAACCAUCUUAUGUCUCAAGCGAGUGCAAUUGUUAUGCCGCUCAGAAUUUUUGGGUGUUCGGCAGGGCCUGUCAAUUACCAUCAGCUGAACGUCCUGCUCGUCUCGACCCUUGGUGUCAUAAUAAAAAAAACCUCACCGAGUUGAUGAAAAUAAAAUAAAUUACUAACUAGCUUAACUAAUUAUUAACUCGUGUGAUUCGUAUAUUUAGAUUAAAACACAUUUUGCUCGGGUAAUUCAAUCACAUACUGGCAAGACAUCGCACUGAUAAGUGUCAUACUGACAGCUUGCCAUUUCAAAGAGAAUGUCGUGUCGCUCACAUCUAUAGUGUUGUUUCGCUCGAAAAUAGUUUGAGAACAGUCAUCGCAGCUGAUGACGUAUUCUUAGGACAAUCACGUGACCCAGCUGCCACGUGAAGAGAAUACCAGGCGGAGUAUAUUAUUAUGCCAUGGUACCUACACAGUUUAUGGCCCGUAUUCCAGAACCAGUUGGAGGCUCCUUUGCACAGGAUGCCGGCUGGAUUAUGGGUACCACAACGGCGCCUAUUUCUGCUGUGAAACAGUAAUGUGUAAGCAUUACUGUUUCGGUCUGAAAGGUGCCGUAGCUAGUGAAAUUACUGGGGAAAUGAGACUUAACGUCUUAUGUCCAAGGUGACGAGCGCAAUUGUAGUGCCGCUCAGAAUUUAUGGGUUUUUUGAGAAUCCUGAGCGGCAUUGCAUUGCAAUGGCCAGGGCGUAUCAAUGUCUCAAGGUGACGAGCGCAGUUGUAGUGCCGCUCAUAAUUUUUGGGGUUUUUCAAGAAUCCUGAGCGGCACUGCAUUACAAUAAUGGGCAGGGCGUAUCAAUUACCAUCAGCUGAACGUCCUGCCUCUGUCUCGUCCCUUAUUUUCAUAAACCUGUCUCAGUACGUAGUCCAUAAUCAAGUAUGUUUUGUCUCUGGGCAUAGAAGAGACAAAAUACACGUGUAUCUGAAAUACGGGUCUUAUAUAGUUUGAGUAGACCACGAUUGUAUAAUCUGUGCGCGAAUGAGAUUCGACCUUUUCGAAUUCUGAGACGUUCGAUUGACCGUCCAGAGCGUCGGCAAUGCAAGCUCGCUUGCGCGGCACGAAUUUGGACGUAUUGUCAGUAUGUUUCUUUCAGUAAAUUAAUUGAAUUAGUCGUUAUUUGUCGGAAAUCCAUAAUUAUCCAAAUAUUGUUUAAGCUUUCUUGAGUCUACAUUCCGCUAAGAUUUGUCUUUAAUCGAUUCGACACAUGUUUCGUCUCUACACGAGGCAUCCCCAGGAGAUGUUGACUCGCCAAAUUCUGGCAUGAGAUUUAUUAGUGAUCGUGAAGUCUUGAGAUAGCUCACAAUAUUUUGUGAUUUUUUUUAUUAGAUCUUUUUUUUUUUUGAUGGAACUGUCACUUUUAAACUUCUGUGACAAUGGCUUUGAAUGUGCAAGGAUUAUAGUUUUAAUAAUUUUUUUUAAAGUAAGAUGUUUUUAAUAUAAUUUUUUUAUGCAUGAUAAAUAUAUCUCCAAGUCAAACAUAUUUAUGUCAUCUAGGUUUCUCUCGCUGUGAAGUAUCUUUAACAGAUUGGUGCAAGUUCUAUAUAGUCAAUGAGUCAGUAAGAAAAAUAGCUUAGUAUUUAAAUUAUUAAGUUUUUUUUUAUUUGGUGAUAAUUUCUAUUGGCAACCAGGCGGAAUCGUGUUAUUAAUUAUUAUCCGUCAAAGUUGCAAUUUUAAUAUUCAAAUUCAAAUAUUUUUAUUCAAAACAGGAUGUGACAUCACGUACCGAAAGUCAAAAACUACCACCCAUUCCAAAAAGUAUGCCUCAAAUACAGAAUGACAGCACGCAGUAAUAUCUCGUAAAGAAUUUAUGAUUGGUUUUGUUAUAUGGACUCAGUUCUAUUGACUGUAGUUGAGAUUUUGGUGAGGUAAAUAUUCCAAUUAAAGAUCUCUCCUUCUUGGUACUAGUAGUUGAGAAAAAGAACCUGUGGGGACAGAGUAUUUCUACAUAUAUAUUUUCAAUCAGUUAACAAUUUUUUCUAAGUAGUUGAAAAGAAAUUUGUUUGGAACUUAAAAGUGCAGCUUCGAAUGUUUUCAUGCGAUGUGUUAGUGUAAAACUCAAAUUUUGAUUUUCGAAUUCCUUUUUUUUUUUUGGGUAAUCUAGAAGAAUGAAUAUGUUUGUACCGAAUAGAUUUUUAAAUAUUUUGUCAGUCCUAUUUAUUUCUGGAAAUAUAGGAUAAUGGAAGUGAUCUCAUAACAGUUUAUAAAUUUCGAUGUCGUAGAGAGUGUAACUAAAUUUUACCAGUUGGAGGCUCCUUUGCACAUGAAGCCGGCUAGAUUAUGCGUAUUACAACGGCGCCUAUUUCUGCCGUGAAGCAAUGAUGGGUAAGUAUUAUUGUGUUUCGGCUUGAAGGGCGCCGUAGCUAGUGAAAUUAAUGGGCAAAUGAGCCUUAACGUCUAAUGUCUCAAGGUGACGAGCACAAUUGUAGUGCCGCUCAGAAUUUAUGGGUUUUUUGAGAAUCCUGAGCGGCAUUGCAUUGGCCAGUGCGUAUCAAUAACCAUCAACUGAACGCCCUGAUCGCCUCGUCCCUUACUAUCACAAAAAAAAAGGUUAACCAUACACUUCUACGUGUAGUGAUUGAAACGAAAUUUAUACUUAGUCAAAAUUUUUAAUGAUAAUAAGGGACGAGACGAGCAGGAAGUUCAGCUGAUGGUAAUUGAUAAUAAUAUAACAAUGCAGUGCCGCUCAGGACUCUUGAAAAGCCCAAAAAUUCUGAGCGGCACUACAAUUGCGCUCGUCACCUUGAGACAUAAGAUGUUAAGUCUCAUUUGUCCUGUAAUUUCACUAGCUGCGGCGCCCUUCAGACCGAAACACAGUAAUGCUUACACAUAACUGCUUCACGGCGAUAAUAAGCGCCGUUGUGGUACCCAUAAUCUAGCCGGCUUCCUGUGCAAAGGAGCCUCCCACUGGUAAAUGAAAUUCUGUCAGCCCCUCACAUUUAGCACCCGGCAAAUUCGAGAUUGGUACUUCAGUUUGAGUAUAUUUUGUUCUAGUGGUUAAUUUUAUCAGGUCUCUUGAAGUACUAUAAACAACUUGACUCACGAUCACCUAUUAAAAGGUCGUCAAAAAUGUCCGAGUGGCGUUAUGUAUUUACAUUAACUUAUACAAUUAACGUUAGGACAUUCAUUCAAAUAAAUACCUUAUUUCGUGGUUAUAAUAUUCAAAGUCCAUUGUAUAAUUGAUGGUAGUGCGAGAUUUGAUUUUAGCGAUUGAAAUGUUAUUACUUAGUAAAAGGAUUAAAAAAGCCAAGUUGUAUGCUUUUGUUAAUUUAAGCGGUCGAAAUACAACUGAACGAAAACUCUGCUCAAUAGACGCGUAGGCAGAUUUUGAUUCAGACAAUUUUUGAGCGUGAUUGUGAGUCUAGUUAUUUAUUGUACGUCAAUGGGUCUUUGCGCAUAUUCAGAAUUUGUCAUUUUGAGAUAUUUUAAAAUCUUUGGCCCUCGGUGUUUUCCCAAUAAUUUUUGCCUAGAUUCCAGGUACAGUUAUAUAAUUGAUUCUUUAUAGUUUGGCAACCCAUACCGCUCCUAUGAGAGGUAUUUUUGCACUCGUAUUUGCUCGUAAGCACCUGCUUCAUUACCUUGAUCAUCGUAGUACAAUCUUAGUCUGAUAUCUAUAAGUCGUACUUAGACUGCACGAUUUUACUUACUCAGAACUUAGCUGAGUGUAAGCUUAGCAUCACACUGAGCUAAGUUUUACGUUAGUAAAGUCUGAGCAGUCUAAGUACGGUCUAUAGAUCUCUACCUAACGUGUGGACCUUAUUGAACUUAUCAAGAUAAAGUUCAUACGCAUUCCACAACGAAUAUGGAACUAAAAAUACUGGAUGCUUACGGCUUAAAAAGCCGCUUGGCUGUUAUUUAAUUCUCUAGGUUGUGGUAGACACAACACAACCAGCCAGGAUAUCAGGUGAUAUCCUGGCUGGUUGAUAUACGUAUUCUAGAAUGUCUCAGUAUUCUGACGUUUAAUCAGAAGUUGUCAGUAAUGUAUUUGACAGAUGACAUCUGACACUUGACAGAUUUCAAAGAUAAAUCGUGUAGAACUCUAAAGUCAAUGUUGUUCGAACGUUAGUCUUUAGGUGUGCUGUGAUAAUUAUAUUUUUUUAUAUUUUCCUUCUUAUUGCUUCGUUUUGAUCCGUACACUAGACAUUCCCUAAUAAAGGCCUAAUUCUAGCGGGUUUAGAUAUAUGAUAGCAUUGCGAUCUUGAACACAACUAACCUGAAUAUAAUUCUUUACAUACCUACCUUUCGAUGAACGAAGGGUACGAUCAUACAACAGACAUUGUAACAUGAACGUGCCCUAAGUCUGCCGUAUAACGUGGUAAUAUAGAAUAAUAAUAUAUUAUAAGAAGUUCAUGUUAAAGUAUUAACAAUAAUAUGCAAGAAAAAGUAUUUUCCAUUUGAAACCAAAGUACCUACUUAUAUUUUUUUUUAUCAAAUCAUUUGGUCUCUAUUUUGUUGUAAUUUUACAGAGCCCUUUUUUGGGAAAAUAUUAAUUUACAAUUAUCAUUUUACUUUUUUAUACCUAAUUUGCAAUAUUAUUGUUAUCAAUUAUGAUUUUAUUAUUUUUUACUAAGAUUCCAUUCUUUCUCAAUAAUUUGAGCUUGAAUUAUUUGAUUAGAAAUAUGAAUCCGUAUUCUUAGGCAUGAAACUGUAAAAUAAAUUGGUAGGCCAAUUUCUACUACUAUUAAUAAUAAUGAUAUUUAUGUAUUUAAUUGUUGUAAAAAUGUAUAUACUAUCAAAUUUGUGAACAUAAUUAUUAAAUUAUAUUAUCAAUGUUAAGCAUGAAUUAAAGUUUGUGUAUUUAUGUAUAUUAUAAAAAAAAUAUUUCAUUGUAUGAAUAUCAAUAAAUGAUUGAAUCAGAAA
Molecule: messenger RNA, 6595 nt
Organism: Leptidea sinapis
Lineage: Eukaryota; Metazoa; Arthropoda; Insecta; Lepidoptera; Pieridae
Product: protein phosphatase 1 regulatory subunit 21
Exons: 9
Coding region: 127-1407 (426 amino acids)
Cellular component (GO): membrane; early endosome
Source: RefSeq, a predicted model, not a curated record